Messenger RNA from Seriola aureovittata, 2282 nucleotides. RefSeq names its product SET domain containing 7, histone lysine methyltransferase (gene setd7). The transcript is spliced from 8 exons. NCBI's taxonomy places the organism in Eukaryota, Metazoa, Chordata, Actinopteri, Carangiformes, Carangidae. The coding region runs from base 113 to 1225 and encodes 370 amino acids. Gene Ontology annotation, molecular function: histone H3K4 monomethyltransferase activity; protein binding. Gene Ontology annotation, cellular component: chromosome. Gene Ontology annotation, biological process: regulation of DNA-templated transcription. The record is from RefSeq and is a predicted model, not a curated record.
ACAGUGAAAACUGCUGUGUUAGAGGCUUGAUCGAUGUCACAUGCCGUAAGGCGGCUCUGACGCUCCUCCGUGAAGGGAGAUCAGUCGGGCUGUGGUGUGGUCGUCCAGCAGCAUGGAAAGCGAUGAUGAAAACAUAGAAGAGGUUGUGGAAGGUCCACUGGAUGAAGAUGGUCAGCCCCAUGGUUUCUGCACAGUGACCUACUCCUCCAGUGAUCGCUUUGAAGGACACUUCACCCAUGGAGAGAAGAAUGGAAAGGGCAAGUUCUUCUUCUUUGAUGGAAGCACCCUGGAGGGUUUUUACGUAGAUGAUACUCUGCAGGGCCAUGGGGUGUACACAUAUGAAGACGACAGCGUCCUCCAUGGGAUGUAUGUGGAUGGGGAGCUCAAUGGGCAUGCUCAGGAGUUUGAUGGAGAGGGCCACCUGGUGUUCAAGGGCCAGUAUAAAGACAACAACCGCUGUGGGGAGUGCUGGGUGUACUACCCUGAUGGGGGCUGUGUGUUUGGGGAGGUGAAUGAGGAUGGAGAGAUGACCGGUGACUCUGUAGCGUAUGUCUACCCAGACGGACACACAGCUCUCUCUGGGAGCUUUGUCGACGGGGAGCUGAUUGAAGCUCGUCUCGCCACCCUGAUUUCCAACGAGAGUGGAAGGCAGCGCUUCGAAGUCACACAAAACAGUCCUGUUUACUCGUAUGACAAGUCCACAUCCACGUGUAUGGCCACUCACGCUCUGCUUCCUGACCCAUAUGAGAACCAAAGGGUAUUUGUGGCGGACUCCACGAUUAAAGGAGCAGGUCAGGGUUUGUUUGCUAAGACAGAUGCUGAAACGGACACUGUGAUGGCUUUUUAUAACGGAGUACGCAUCACUCACUCUGAGGUAGACAGCAGAGACUGGGCCCUGAAUGGAAACACGAUCUCACUGGACAAGGACACUGUGAUCGACGUCCCUGAGCCUUUUGACCACACAGAGAGAUACUGUGCCUCUCUGGCCCACAAGGCAAACCACUCCUUCACCCCCAACUGCAAAUAUGAUCCGUAUGUCCAUCCUCGCUUUGGUCCAAUCAAGUGUAUCCGAACACUUAGAGCUGUGAAGAAAGGCGAGGAGCUGACAGUUGCCUAUGGCUAUGAUCACGGGCUGAUGGGGAAGAACGGUCCAGAGGCUCCUGAUUGGUACAAGCAGGAACUGGAGGUGUUCCAGCAGACACAGGAGGCUCCCACCAGCCAAUGAGAGUGCAGAAUGCAGACAAAUACCUCUGGACAAUACAAUAACCCUCUAUCUGUGCUACCACUUUAGAAGACUCCUGAAGCAUAUGGAACUUGAUAUCCCUGCAGCUGCAACCCAUACUGUAGAUAUUUUUUAAGUUACUAUGCUUCAUAUGGUAUUCAAGCAGAAUACUGCUUGAGCAGUUCAGUUUGAUUGGAAGUCCUGGACAUCCAGGGCCAAGCAACACAAGAACUAUGCAAGAAACCAAAUGUUAUUAAAGGAGAUAUGUCAGUAGCUGGAAGUGCUGUUUUCUCCAUCACAUAUUACUCAUAUAGGUAUGAUUUACAUGCUGUUGGUUUGAGGGUAUUGAGGAUUCUUAGGGCAUGACUUUCAUUUCUUUCAGUUUUCAGGGCUCCCUUCAAGGUGUUUAAAAACACUAUUUGUGUGGCAGAAUUUACUCUAUUUAACUCGCACUUCAUUUGAACUUACCCAGCCGGUCCCUUCUAUGCAAUACUGUGCAAAAGAUUUAGGCACUUUAGAUGUUCAGACCCUGUCCAUCAUUAUCAUCAUCAGGAGGUGUCUAAUUGGUCCAGAUUCAUCCUGCAGCAGAUGAUGUCAGCAUCCUGAUCUCAGCAACUGGUGCUGUUUUGUUUUUUGUUUUUUGUUUUUUUUUUUGGGGGGGGAGUGUCACACCAAAUAUGAUUUGAUUCAGUUUUUUCUAUUUGCUGCACUUUGUAUGAAAUUCAUUGAUAAAUAACCAGUCAUGGUAUUAUAUCAGAAAGCAUCCUGACUUUACAGCAUCUUUUCACAAGUGCCUGAAACUUUUGCACAGCACUGUACAUUUAAAAAGUUUAAUUUCACAGGUCUACUCAUUGAGGCUUGCACACAGCUUACAGUAUGCAAUAUAUAUUGCAGUGACUUAUUUAUUAUAUCUAAAAUCGAUAAAGCACAGUAUUUACUGAGAAUUGUAGGUGAUUUGUAACUUGAGAACAUAAUGGAUGGUCUAUUGUAGUACAUGUGAGCCUGCUCAGCUUUUCUCACCUAAUUAGACCCCACAAAAUAAAGUACAUGAUGAAGAAAA